Molecule: messenger RNA, 2487 nt
Organism: Paramecium tetraurelia
Lineage: Eukaryota; Ciliophora; Oligohymenophorea; Peniculida; Parameciidae
Exons: 2
Biological process (GO): maturation of SSU-rRNA
Cellular component (GO): small-subunit processome; Pwp2p-containing subcomplex of 90S preribosome
Molecular function (GO): snoRNA binding; protein binding
Source: RefSeq, a predicted model, not a curated record
AUGGUAAAAGCCUAUUUUGGAUAUAAAUUUGAGACCCUAUUUGGCAGUAUUGGCAACAAUGGAGGAGUAAUAAUAAAUGAUAUCGCAUAUACAAUAGUAGAUUAGUAUUUGCUUUUGCUAAAUAUCAAGACUCAAGAGAUUAUUUAAUAAAUAGUAAUUGAAGGCAAGAACAUAAAAACAACUAAAAUCGCAAUAAAAGACAACACGUUGGCAAUAGGAUAUCAUGACGGUGAAAUAGUUAUAUAUAAUCUGAUUGAUAAUGAAAUUUAAUGCAGAUUUUUUAAUCAUUAGAGUGAAAUAACAUAACUAGUAUUUUUGAGUGAAGCUGUUUUAAUAAGUGGAAGUUGCGACACAUCUAUUAUUGUUUGGGAUCUAGCAGAUUAAUAAUUAUAAUUUAGAUUGAUAGGACAUUCAAAUUAAAUUACUGCCUUAGACAUAAUUAGCCUUGAAGAUUAAAGUCUGGCAAUAACUUAAUAAUUUAUCGUAUCAGGUAGCAAAGAUGGACUAGUCAAAAUAUGGGAUUUGAAUUUAGAAUGCUCAAUAGCCACUCUAUCCAGUAUGCAUAGUGAAGUCACAUGUUUAUGCGUUUAUGAAAAUUAUUUGCUUAUCUGCACUAACUCUGAUGAAGUUCUUAUUAAAUCAUGUUAAUUGAUUUCAGGCAAGUGUCAGAUUGAUAAUGAUGGCAUUAUUAAAAGAUAAUCCUUUAUUAGAGCAGUCUAAUGCCAAUAUGUUUAAUAAAAAUUAUUGAUUCUAAAUAACGAAAAGAAAAUUGAGGUUUAUAAAUCAAAAUAAGGAAAGAAGCUAUAAAAAGCUGAAAACUUUAGUCAAUCCUUAAUUUAUAGCACUGUAAUAUCUUAAUUGAAUAAGAUUGUAUAUUUUUAAGCAAUAGUAUUUAAAAACCUAUUGAAAAUAUAUAUAUUCACAUCAGACAAUUAAAUAGUAAUCAAAGAAUUAAAUAAUGAUAAUGUGGAUGAAAAUAAUAAUAUAUCAAUUUCAUAGAUUACAGGACAAAUCAAAUAAAUUAAAUUAACCUAAAAUGAUCAUAAAUUGGUAGUAAUUGCAUCAAAUAAAUGUUAUUAAUUUGAUAAUGAAACUGCUUAAUAGGUGAACUGUCUCAAUAAUACAAGUAAUUUAACUUCUUUAUGCAUUUUGCCAAAAAAUAAAUACUUUAUGGUAGGGGAUGAAUAAGGAACCUUAUAUUUGGUAGAUAUGAAUCAAAAUGAAAUUGUUUUUGAAUAGAAAACUCAUAAUUCAAAUAUUAACAGUAUCGAAUGCCAUGAGAAUUGUAAGGCAUUUAAUGGUUUAGUAAUAAUGACUACUGAAAUAGAUAAAAAAGUGAACUUUGUAGAGUUAUUUUUUAAUAAAACAUAAAAAUGCUUGGAAUUCUAAGUGGUUAACACAAUCUAUUUAAAGGAAAAUAUUAGAAGUGCCUAAUUUUCAUAUGAUGGAAAUUAUUAUGCAUUUGCCCAAAUGAAUAAUAUCGUAUCAAUCUAUUACUGUGACUCUCAUAAAUUGUACCUUGAAUUAUAUGGGCAUUCAUUACCAGUUUUAACUUUUGCUUAUACUUCAGAUGAUACAAUAGUAAUAUCAGCAGGUGCAGAUAAAAGUAUUAAAUUAUGGGCGACUGAUUUCGGAAAUUGUAAGAAAACCCUUAAAGCUCAUACAGCAGAGGUGAUUUAAAUAAAAACAGUAAAUGACACUCACUAUUUCUUUAGUGGAUGCAAAGACAAUAUCAUUAAAUAUUGGGACGGAGAUACAUAUUAAUUAAUAUUGCAAUUUAAUGAAGCUUUAGCUGGAAUAUAAUCAAUGGUUGUUGGAUGUAUUGGAGAUUUGUUUUAUUCAGCUACAAAAAAUGGAGUUAUUAGAAAAUAUGUUCAAACCAAAGAAUAAAUUUUUGUUUCGGAAGAGGAGGAAAAGAGAUUGUAAGAAUCUCUGAUGUAAGAAUUAUAAAAUAAGAAUAAACAAUAAACUGGAUUUGAUUAAGGCUUAGAUUAAGUCAAAAAAGAUUUAACAUUAGUAUAGAUUGGAUAAUAAAAGCUAUUGGAAACUGAAUAAUUAAUGGACAUUUUGGAAAAGAUUAAAUAAUAUAGAGAAACUAUAGAUUAAGGUGAAAUUCCAAAUGAAGAUCUAUUCUACAAUAAAAAUGUCACUGAAUAUUUAUUUGAUAAUCUCUAAAAUUCAGAUUUGAGUUCUCUUAUGAAAUUUCUGCAUCAUCAACAUUUGGUAACUUUAAUUGAUGAAAUGAAUUAAGAUAUUGCAUUAAAAUAAUAUCCCAUAAUAAUUAAUAAGUUAAUCACUUAUAUCUUUAAUAAGGUUGAUGGAUUUGGAUUCAAUUCGCAUGAAAUAAUGAUGAAAGUGAUAAAUAUUAGAACAUAAUUACAAAUAUAUUUUAAGAAGGAAAAGAAGAUUGCUGGAUACAAUCUUGACAUUCUCAAUUUAAUGAUAUAAGACAUAAGUAAAAACUAGGAUGAUUUUGUUUUUGAAUGA